Messenger RNA from Fusarium sp. VM40, 1518 nucleotides. NCBI's taxonomy places the organism in Eukaryota, Fungi, Ascomycota, Sordariomycetes, Hypocreales, Nectriaceae. The record is from the annotation of a GenBank genome assembly.
AUGGCUUAUCGAGAGGAUGAUGUCAAAGACCUAAUGGACCGAGUAGUCACUGCAAAGAGCUCUCUCAAGAUGGCUAUAUCUAUCAUUGUUCUGAAAAAGACACAUCAUGGGCACAUUGACACCCAAAUGUUGAUCCAGGAGAUGAAGGAUGAAAUGGCUUCGAAGCUCGAACGGCUUAAAGAUGACUACGAAGACAAUAUUCAACAUUUCAAAAGCGCAAGUAUUCAGAUACUAGAAUCGGCUGACAUGAUCGGUCGCCUGAGUCGAGGUACAACAGACGUGACGCGAAAAGAAGAUACCUCUAGCCUCCACCGUCAUAUCGACGAGCAAGACCAUGACCACUUGCCUCAAUCUGUUCUUCAAGAGAAUGGAAAAUCGCAUUUACACACGAGAAACUCCCCUGAUGAGCAUACCACAACAUUAGAAUCGCGUGAAAGUCAACGCAUCUUAAGCCUAUCUGGUGAAAGAGCAAUGGAGAAUAUUGACAAUCUUCGACUGGUCCCAUACACUCAUGAAGUUCCCCGGAACAGUCAUGAAGGAAGCUUGAUACCAACCAAGACCCACGGCACGAACUCCUGCGACGUGGAGAUUUUAUUUCAAAACGGAGAGCGAGUCCAUCUUCCCAGAAGCCUCAGUCCCGUACUGAUCCAGAGCAAUGAAGGAUAUGAUGAGGCCGAAGGCCCAUUGCUCCUGGACUGGAUUGAUAGUGAAAACAACAUGGAAAAUCAACCACUGAGCGGAUUGGCCAUGACUGAAUGGAGGCCACCUGGCUCUCCACCAUCUUCCGCCCAGCAGCUUCUGAACUUUCUCAGACACAACCUUGAGCCCACUGAAACUGAAGAGGGAUCCAUCAAAACUGAUAGCGAGCCUGCUGGCAGUGAGGAUCAGACUACUGAAAGUUACGACAAGACUAUUGCAAGCGAUGAUAACUCGACCAAAAGUAUCGCUCAUGCUACCGAGACUGACGAGGACUGGACUGAAAACAAAGACUGCUUGACUGAAUGCGAUGAGGAGUCAAAGUCAAGUGAAGAAAAGCCUACUAAGAGUGAGGAUAAUGAUGGAGAAGAGAAUAGUGAUGGGGAAGAGAAUAGUGAUGGGGAAGAGAAUAGUGAUGGGGAAGAGAUUAGUGAUGUGGAAGAGAGUAGUGAUGGGGAAGAGAGUAGUGAUGGGGAAGAGAAUAGUGAUGGAGAAGAGAAUAGUGAUGGAGAAGAGGUUGGUGAUGGGCAAGACCAAGAACGUUUCCCUUCUGUAGCUGGCUCUUUCUCACGUGAAGAUGCUUCAAGUCCACAAUCUGUGGACUUGAAGAGGAAGGCCGCUUUUAUUCAAUAUGGGAGUUGUUCCUAUGGGUAUAGAUGUGGCCGUUGCCAAAGGGAAACACGGAUCACCUGUUCCUGUGAGUUUGGGCUUCCACAGGAUCGACGGAGUGGUGCAAAAUCUAAUCUUACCAAGGAAACUGGUACCAAAGAAACUGGUACCAAGGAAACUGGUAAAGAAGAUUCCACUUGCUGUAUCCAGUAG